GCAUCUAUUCAGAGAUAAAAUUGUCCCCGAGUUGAGACCUCGGAUAAUGAGCAUCGUAAUUACGAAAGUGAAGAGGACCAAAUUGUGAGGUACGAGCGUAUGGCUGAAGACACUCCACCAAUUGACAAUAAUUUUGAGACUGAAGACGCUUUACCAAUGGAUGCUCCCACUACCAGUAAGAAAAGAAAAGGGCGAGGUCCUACGAAAAGCCUCAAAGUCACAGAACCCAUGCAUUUGGAAUACAAUGCAUUGGGUCAACCCUGCGGAAAAUGGCGUAGGCAAUAUGGAAAUCAAGUGGGCCUAUGUAUCUGCAAGAUUUCCAUAUUGCAUGCAUGGAACGAGGUUCCAGAGGGUCUGAAAAACUCUCUAUGGAAUGAUACUGUGAAUCUUUUCCACAUCAAGAGCGAUGAGGACAAGAAGAAUGUGUUUCUUUCAGCUGUUGCUGAAAGUUUCAGAGAUUUCAAAUCCAAGCUAAUAACUGGCUGGAUUACGAAGAGCCGUGCCCGUACGACCAAAAAGGUCAAAACGGGAAACGAAGGUGGAGAGCAAGCACCUUCAAAGAUGCCCUACGAAAUAUGGGGUCACAUAUCGAAGAGGGAUUGAGAGGCCUUUGUUGCCAAAAGAACAACUCCCAUA
This is a messenger RNA of Amaranthus tricolor (Joseph's coat), 636 nucleotides long. RefSeq lists its product as uncharacterized. Lineage: Eukaryota; Viridiplantae; Streptophyta; Magnoliopsida; Caryophyllales; Amaranthaceae. The record is from RefSeq and is a predicted model, not a curated record. The transcript has 2 exons. The coding region runs from base 100 to 603 and encodes 167 amino acids.